Plasmodium knowlesi strain H is the source of this 1500-nucleotide messenger RNA. RefSeq names its product DNA replication complex GINS protein, putative. The transcript is spliced from 3 exons. Bases 1 to 1500 code for a protein of 499 amino acids. Gene Ontology annotation, cellular component: nucleus; GINS complex. Gene Ontology annotation, biological process: double-strand break repair via break-induced replication; DNA replication. Lineage: Eukaryota; Apicomplexa; Aconoidasida; Haemosporida; Plasmodiidae. The record is from RefSeq and is a predicted model, not a curated record.
AUGGAUGACGUAUUCAACAUUUUUAAAAAAAAAAAUAAAACAAAUAAAAGAGUAUCCACCGCUACGGCGAAGGAAGAAAGUCCAAAUGAAAGAAAAAAAAAACUUUUCAAUUAUAAUAGGAAAAAUCCAAGAAGGGCACACAACGAGGAAGACACGUACAAUAACUACGAAGCUAAUAGAAGCACAAAUAAUAAAGAAAAUAAUGCAAAUAAAAAUAUCGAAAAUAUUGUCCUUGUAGACUUCCCUCCAUUACCAUUAAAAAAUGUAGAAGCUUGCAUUUCCUUCUACUACAUACAGUAUUUGAGAAAUCAGCUAAUAUAUGGAAACAGAAAUAUAAAAUUGGAUGAAAAUGCAAAAAUGAUGGGUGAGACCUUGUUAGAUAAAAUUGAAAAUUCUAUUUAUGAGUACGAACAUGAUAAUUCAGAGGAAGAUAGUUACAAAAAAGAGAUAAGAAUUAUUACAUUCAAAUCUAUAUAUGACAGAUUCUAUAAAAUUUUAUCUACUUUAUUUACCUACGCGGAAAGUAUUCCUAUGCCGAACAAUUUAUACGAAUACGUAUUAAACAAUGGAGUUUAUGUAAGGUCCAAAAAGAAUUUGGAUUUUAACAGCAGGGAAAACAUACACAAUGUCUAUUCCUACCUGGACAAUGUAGAUGUCGGAGAAAACGACUUAUCUUUUAAUGAUGAAAAAAUUUACAUUGAUAAUAUUGAUAUCAGUAGACCUACGAUUUUGAACAAGACACUAAUUAAUGAAGAUAUUGAUAUUGAGUAUUUACCGCUUAAGUUGAACUCCUCUUAUCACUACAAUAACAUACAGUACGCUAAACUUUUUCUAAAUGACGCUGUGAAUAUGUCUCUCUACGAUCGGGCCCUGGGCGAACUCGUCGUUGUUAAGGCGCUCGUGGACACUCCCCCUUUGCCUACGACAUUUGUGGAGGGAUUCGAUAUAAAAGAAAUGAAAGCCGGUGAAAGGCAAUGGAUGCCCAUUUAUCUGGCCAUCACCCUUUCCUCCUUUACCUACGUCGACGUAGAGUUUCCCUUCUGGUUCUACAUAAAGAACUUCAUAAACAUAAAGGAAGAGGAAUACAAAAAUCAAAAUGAGCUCUUUGAGCUCCCUUCUCCUUAUUUCUUCGAGAUUUGCUUCAUGUUCAUUGACCAGAAAAUAUUUUCGAAGGUCACUCCGAUAGAAACGGUAGGACAGAAGAGCUACUUCAAGUACAUGUCUAAGGUUGCAGGCUACGUUGAAGACAUCAGGCACUGCAGGACGGAGAAAAUAAUAAGGCACCUAGAGCAACAAAAUGUGCACUCGUCCCACAUCUAUAUCCCAAAUUUACAGCACUCCGAGACACACCUAAUCAACUUAACCUUAUACAGCUUUUGGAAAUAUGACAAGGGCUUAAACGAAAAGGCUAACUCCAUAGAUUUUACCUCAUACCUUUUGGAACCUUUCAUAAAAGACGAAGAGGACGAAAAGGACGCGAACCUCCUGCAGGACCUUUAG